GGUUUUUCGCUUCACUGUCGACAGAGAAGUGUGUCUGUGAAUGAGCGGACUGCUGUUCAUUUGAAAGGUUAAAGAUGAGCCUCCAUCGAGCGCUGCUGCUGUUAACAUGUGUGUCGCUGUCGACCACGCUCAGGAUUUUAUCCGGACGUCUCAAGUGCUCUCGACAGGAUUUGAAUUGUGAAGUUCGUGAAACUAACUGUCUGGACAAACGGUGGCUGAAAGUUCACGAUUACACUCCCAGCAAUCCAGAGGACCUGCAGGUGUCAGUGGACGUCAGGCCAGAUGAGGCAGGACUCCUGCAGCCAGUGCUAGAGGCUAGUUGGAAGUUAAAGGAUGAUGGUAGUAUCCGUUUCCUGAAUGCCACCGAGCUUCAUGUUCUGGUGGAAUCCACCAAUCAGAACCUGUGUGUUCGAUAUUCUUUCAAAAAAGAACUCCCGAUGAGAAGUCCAUCAAGAGAAAAGUGGUCAUUCUCAGCUGAUAUGCUGGUGUUGGAUCCGGGGCAGACCUACCAGGUCUCUGUCUUCAACAUACCCAAACCAGAACUGCACCACAGCAGCUACGACAUCAGGAAAAAAGUCCAAGUUCCUGGUUGUGAAGAUCCAAAAAUGACGAAUACACAGUUCUGCAUAGAGAGAGGAAGCCUGUGGCAGCCUAACAUCAGUCUGAGUCAGGUCACUCUAGCUGAUGGAAAAUCUGCUCUGGCUGUCAGCUUCAGCCCUGACAACCUGUGUGAGAAGUACAUGGUUAUUGUUAAUGGCUGCUCUUCUAAACAGGAUCAACACAGUUUAAACAAGGCAAAUCAGACCCUGAAUGUAACAUUCAGCCUGGAUAGUUGGCCAAAGUCAUGCUGCCAGUUUGAUGUUCAGGUUAAACCUUAUUUCUCACAAUGUGGUGAAGACUGUACCCGUCGAAGGAAAACUCAGAAUAUUUGCCCCAGUGUGACGAAAGAUCCUGCAGCAUUCACAGCAGAUAAUGCCCCUCACUACGGGUUAGUUUCCCUGGGAGUGGUGUCGAUGUGUAUACUGAUGGCAGCUGUUAUGUUUGCCAUCUGCAGGAAGCCAGGGAAAACUAAUGUUAGUGCAGGACCAAAGGGAGUUCAGGAAGUGCAGCCAGUCAAACAAAAGCCCAAAGUAUUGGUCAUCUACUCACAAGACCACCAUCUGUACAGGGACAUUGUGCUGAAACUCUGCACCUUCCUCCAGACAAAGUGUGGCACUAAGGUGCUAGUAGACCUGCUCGACUCCACCUCAGUAGGCAUGGUGGGUCGUCUGCGCUGGCUCGAGUGGCAGCGGCAGCAGCUGAAAGAUCCCUCGGACAAAAUCCUCGUGCUGUGCUCACGAGGCGUCCAGGCCAAGUGGAAGGCCAUGUGCGGUCAGGGACGAGUGACUUUGAAGGAAGACCUCCUGUCGCCCACAGACGACAUGCUCACUCCUUUUCUCAACCUCUUUCUGCCAGAAAUGCACCAGGCAGGCAUGCUGGGCAAGUACAUGGUAGCUUAUUUUGAUGACAUCAGCAGCGAAAAAGACGUGCCGUCGGUUUUCGACAUUGCGGUGAAAUACAGGCUGAUGAAGCACUUUGAAGAGCUGUUCUUCCGCAUCUUAGACAUCGAAAAGUAUCAGCCAGGGCAGGUGAAGCACAUUGAGGGAAUCGGUGCAGAUGAAUAUUUUAACUGUCCCUCUGGUAGAGCUCUGAGGACGGCCAUUGAAACCUUCCAGGCCUACCAGUUUGAAAAUCCCGACUGGUUCGAGAAGCAGUGUGUGGUUAGUGAAGAGGAGGUCCUAAAUGAUGCCAACAUGCUUAUUGAACAGCUGCACAUUCCUCCUGUCCUUGAAUGUGUCCCUCUAAUCAGAGAUGAGUUUCCUGUCUAUGUUCAUGACGUGGAAAUCAAUGAAAACAGCAACAGCAUUCAUAUUCUCACCCCUGAACUGAACCCAGAGAGUCAGCUGUCCUCAGUAAUAGAACUUAUACCUGCAGUCAAUCCAACAGACAGACAUCAGCAUUCAUCUGGCCUGGAGAACGUACUGACAGAGUCUAUCUACGUAGCUGAGCCAGUUUUAAACAACCCACCGCCACCCAGACAGAACUGGAUCUCCCUUGUGGAUGAACCUUUUAGUCACAUUCCCACUGAAGAUAAUGAGGAGGAUUCCUUGAUAUCUGUGAACCAAGCUUCUGCUUAUUUGGACCAAAGAAGCCAAGCUCCGCCGUACUCCCUGGACUUUAAUUCUCCAGAAUCCUCGUGUACAAGUGUUCCCAGGCAGCAUUUCCCCCCCUCUGGAAUGGAUAACUCUGAACAUGUGCAGAUAGAGGAGAACGAGGCUCUGGAGCCAAAAGGACCAAGCAGUGGCUCCGAUCAAGGCUACAGCUCAAAAAACUCCUCCCAGCACGAAUGUCCAUUUAAAGACGAGUCACUGGUGGCUUUGGCAAAGCUGCAGAAGGAGCUGUUUGAAGAAAUUGACAUUACAGUGUGACAUAUAUUUGAUGAUAUUUCUUACUGGCAACAUGAUGUUGUUGUGGCAGACUGUUCAUGUCGGCUUCUUCUUUGGCGUUAAUCGUUCACAGGGGAGUUUGCAAACCAGUGACUGCCCAGGUGCCGCUGAUCCAGGGAAGGCCAGAAAGCUCCACAUUUAAAAGUUGGCAAUAAGCAAAAGACCCUUGACCAGUAAUGUGCUUGUGUAAUAUUACUUUACCCAGUAAAAAGUGCUUUAAUGGACUAGGAUGUUUAAAAGUCUUUAAAGCUGCAAAUAACUGUUUAUGUUGUGUGACUGUAGCAGGAGGAUGAACGGAAGGACGAUACAUUCAUAAACCAUAAACGUAGGAGUUGUGUCAUUUUUAAACAUGUGUCUUUUUCAAAGAUAAAGAACUUUGAUUACUGAGAGUUUAGUGCCUGCAAAGAAAAAUCCAAAAUGCAUUUAAUGUGAUGUUUUUAAAGUUGCACUGCAGCUGAAAACAGCUGAGUCAUUAAUCAUUACAGCAUUGCAGCGUGACUGUCAGGGAUCAGAGUGCAUUUAUGUUUGUGUUACUCUAAAACUUGUGUUGUUAAUUGUUGACAGGCCAGACAGUUGUCAUGGGAACAUGAGCGGGUGAUAUUGUAGAAAACAGUUACAGCAUGAAUUUAACUAAAUAUUUGCAUUUGGUUUAAAUGAAUUUGUAAUAGCUUUUUUUGCUAAAGGGCCCACUAUAGAGGUGUGAUUGUGUUCCUUACAGGAAGUAGACUUUGUUUCAUUUCCCUGCCUGCACAGACUCUUUGUUUGUCAGCUUGUCUCCUCGGACAUGUGGCCUAAAAGCUGCAUGUUGAAUAAGGCCAGAGAGGAAGCAGGGGUACAUUUAAGAGCCUCUGGAAAAUCACUAAACAUGUAUAUAUGCCUAUAGGUGUGAAUGUGAGUGCGAAUGGUUGUCUGUUAGUUAUUUUUAUGCUUGAUGCUUUGUACAUUUGUGUUACAUUUUCAAUCAUCAUCUUCUGUCAGAACAUAAUCCACAAUAAAA
This is a messenger RNA of Pelmatolapia mariae (spotted tilapia), 3483 nucleotides long. RefSeq names its product interleukin 17 receptor A1a (gene il17ra1a). The record is from RefSeq and is a predicted model, not a curated record. Lineage: Eukaryota; Metazoa; Chordata; Actinopteri; Cichliformes; Cichlidae. Bases 75 to 2468 code for a protein of 797 amino acids. The transcript has 11 exons. Gene Ontology annotation, molecular function: interleukin-17 receptor activity.